AUGUCGGAAUCGACUUGCUGUCAACGAGUUCGGCCAACCGGUUGGGUUUCCGCUGAAGGACUAGACGCCCCCACCGUUCCCGCCCUAUUCGGCGCUGGUUUGACGCUACUGCCAGCUCGAGCCAUUGACAGCGGCUCGCCACGCUCGGGACUUCUGGGACGCUCAGCAGGACGACCCCAAGGGCGCCAACUGGACCUGCCAUUCACGACCUUCAACGAGUUCGAGGAGUACUGCCUCAGCACCGAGAAGGUUCGCGACUCGCAGAUAUACGCUAUCGUGGUGGACGGCCACGCCGUCGGAAUGACCGCGUACAUGCGCAUCAACCCCGAUGAAGGUGUGAUCGAAGUUGGCCGUGUGUUCUACACUUCACGACUGCAACGGACCCGCGCCGCUGCCGAGGCGUUGUAUCUCCUCGCUGCGAAUGCCUUCAAGCUCGGGUAUCGUCGCUACGAGUGGAAGUGUGACAGCUGCAACCUGCCCUCGCGCUAUGCUGCAACGCGAUACGGCUUCACGUUCGAAGGGCUGUUCCGUCAAGCGGUCGUCUACAAAGGCCGCAACCGCGACACGACGUGGUUCUCCAUCAUCGAUCAAGAUUGGAACGCUGGUCUGAAGGAGGCGUACGAGCGUUGGCUCGAGCCGAGCAACUUCGACGAGAAUGGUCAGCAGAAGCUGAAGUUGUCCGAGCUGACAGCGCCGUUCGUGCAUGCCACGUCGUAG
This is a messenger RNA of Phytophthora sojae, 717 nucleotides long. RefSeq lists its product as hypothetical. Lineage: Eukaryota; Oomycota; Peronosporomycetes; Peronosporales; Peronosporaceae. The record is from RefSeq and is a predicted model, not a curated record. Gene Ontology annotation, molecular function: protein N-terminal-serine acetyltransferase activity; protein-N-terminal-alanine acetyltransferase activity. The transcript has a single exon. Bases 1 to 717 code for a protein of 238 amino acids.